Molecule: messenger RNA, 7061 nt
Organism: Gasterosteus aculeatus aculeatus (three-spined stickleback)
Lineage: Eukaryota; Metazoa; Chordata; Actinopteri; Perciformes; Gasterosteidae
Gene: grik4
Product: glutamate receptor, ionotropic, kainate 4
Biological process (GO): monoatomic ion transport
Cellular component (GO): membrane
Molecular function (GO): ligand-gated monoatomic ion channel activity; signaling receptor activity
Source: RefSeq, a predicted model, not a curated record
ACGCAAGAAAAGGGAAAGACUUCGCCCGCGCCUCGCAGCUCCGCAUCUCUCCAGGCGGAGCGCAGUGGAUACAGCCCGCUAUCUCUAACACAAAUAUGUAAGAGAAGAAGCGUGGUGGGGGUCUUUUUUUCCGUUGGUUGGUAGUAGCGCGCACGGCACUGCGCGCAAUCCCUGCGUGGCUCUCUCCCUCCCUCCUCCUCCUCCCCGCUCUUUGCGCUCUUCCGCUGGGCAGCGGGAUGCAGGAUACGCAGCAUCACCGGCAUCGUUCAAAUAAGCCCAACUACACUCAGACCUCCCGGUCCGGCGGCCUGUCGCCUCUUUUAAGGCAAUGUAAGAGGUGAAGACUAGACGGGAAACAGCAAAACUCCCCUCCGGUGUGACGAGGGCUGAUUUUUUUUUCUUCCGGAGGGGGAUAAAAGUGCGGUCAGAUUUGGAAUGUGGAUGUUUUUGUGUGUGUUUUUAUUCUUUUAUGCAUCGCGAUGCCUGCGAUGAUUUGGUCAUCUGAAGAUCACAUUGAACUGGACUGCUGCUGCUGAUGUUAUCGGCAAUGCGCUUCAUCUGCCCGUAUAUCUGCCCGAUGUCUCGGUGUGUGGAGGGAGGCAAGGAACAACAUCCACACAACUAUCCGGGGGGGGCACUGAGUUAAAUAGCGAUAACGCUUUUUCUUGCAAAGCCACGUUAUUUAAAUUUUUUUUUUUUUUGCUGGCAGCGACCACUCAAAAGAAUUUGUUUUCCCGCACCAGACAAGCUUAAGCAGUGUGUGUCCGUAGCUGUGCAGCGUUCGGAGCCCCAAACUGUGUGUGUGUGUGUGUGUGUAAACACAUUAGUCGGAGAGUCUGGUACAUGCACCGUAUGUGUACAUGAGACGAGGAGAAGCUAAGUGGCUACCACAACCACCCGGAUCAGACAGCCUCCUGUGCUGUAAGAUGGAUUAAAGGCCCACACCUCAGGAGAUCAAAGGUGGCUGUGACAGGGGCACCCCCGGGGCAGGACCCAUGAGGAGUCAUAGAAGAUGCUCACAGCCCGGGCGCUUCUGCUCUUCUUAGCCAUGUGGGUGAGAAGCACCUGUGGUGGCCCGCUCUCCUUCAGAAUAGCUGCCAUCCUUGAUGACCCUAUGGAGUGCAGCAGAGGCGAGCGUUUGGCCAUAACGCUGGCCAAAAACAACAUCAACAGGAGCACCAACCGUUCCACCACGGGCAAGCUGGAGGUGGACAUCUUUGAAUUGCUAAAAGACAGUGAAUAUGAGAUGGUAGAAACAAUGUGCCAGAUCAUGUUGAAAGGCGUCGUGGCGGUCCUCGGCCCCUCUGCCAGUCCGGCUUCCAACUCCAUCAUCAGCGAUAUUUGUGGAGAGAAGGAGGUGCCCUACGUGAAGGUGGCUCCAGAGGACAUUCUGAAGGUUCAGUUCCCCCGGUUCACCACGCUGGACCUGAGGCCAACCAACACCGACAUCAGCCUGGCUGUGGCCGGCCUUUUGACCUUCUUUAACGGCACCACAGCCUGUCUCAUCUGUGCACAGGCUGACUGCUUGCUGAACCUGGAGCAGCUGCUUAGCCAGUUCCUCAUCUCCAAGGAGACUUUGUCGGUGCACAUGCUUGACGACUGCAACGACCCCACCCCGCUUCUGAAAGAGAUUCGAGAUGACAAGACCGCCACUAUCAUAGUCGAUGCCAACGCCACCAUGUCACAUAUCAUUUUGGAACGGGCAUCAGAACUGGGGAUGCUGUCAGUCUACUACACUUACAUCUUCACCUCUCUGGAAUUCUCUUUACUCCGACUGGACGACGUGGUGGACCACCGAGUCAACAUAGUCGGUUUUUCAGUCUUCAACAAGACUCAUCCCUUCUUCCAGGAUUUUACGUUAAGCCUUAACCGCUCCUGGCAAGAGAACUGUGACCAUGCGCCCUUUGCUGGCACCCCACUCUCCUCGGCUCUGCUCUUUGAUGCGGUAUACGCGGUGGUGGCGGCGGUCCAGGAGUUGAACCGUAGCCAGAAUGUCGGCGCCACUCAGCUCUCCUGCAAGUCAUCCAAGAUCUGGGAGCACGGCACCAGCCUCAUGAAUUACCUGAGGAUGGUAGAAUUGGAAGGUCUAACGGGCCACAUUGAAUUCAACAGCAGAGGUCAGCGAUCAAACUAUGAGCUGAGGAUCAUGCAGAACAGUCGGGACGGACUCAGGCAGAUUGGCCUGUGGCACUCUGAAGAUGGACUGUCCAUGGAGAGAAAACUUCCAUCAAUCAAUGUGACGGACACCCUCUUCAACACCACUCUAGCCAUCACAACAAUACUAGAGAAUCCGUAUGUGAUGCUGCGUCCGAACCACCAAGAGCUGGAGGGCAAUGACCGAUACGAAGGCUUCUGUGUGGACCUGUUAAAGGAGCUGGCAGAUACUCUGAAGUUCAAGUAUCGCAUACGGCUGGUGGGGGACGGACAAUAUGGGGUCGCCGGAGCCAACGGAACGUGGACCGGCAUGGUUGGAGAGCUCAUAUCAAGGAAAGCGGACCUGGCAGUCGCAGGUCUCACCAUCACAGCGGAGCGUGAAAAGGUCAUUGACUUCUCCAAGCCCUUCAUGACCCUCGGCAUCAGCAUCAUGUACCGCGUCCACCUGGGCCGGAGGCCAGGCUACUUCUCCUUCCUGGAUCCCUUCUCCCCCGGCGUCUGGCUCUUCAUGCUUUUGGCCUAUUUGGCUGUCAGCUGUGUCCUCUUUCUGGUGGCCAGAUUGACGCCUUACGAGUGGUACAACCCCCACCCGUGUCUCAAAGGUCGCUGUAACCUGCUGAUAAACCAGUACUCGCUUGGCAACAGUUUCUGGUUCCCCGUUGGAGGCUUCAUGCAGCAAGGAUCCACCAUCGCUCCGAGAGCUCUGUCAACACGUUGUGUCAGCGGAGUGUGGUGGGCGUUCACAUUAAUCAUCAUCUCAUCCUACACUGCCAACCUGGCUGCCUUCCUAACGGUCCAGAGGAUGGAGGUGCCGAUAGAGUCCGUGGACGACCUGGCAGAUCAGACAGCGAUCGAGUACGGCACCAUGCACGGAGGAUCCACAAUGACCUUCUUUCAGAACUCUCGCUACCAGACUUACCAGCGUAUGUGGAACUUCAUGCACUCAAAACAGCCCAGUGUGUUUGUUAAGAGCACGGAGGAGGGCAUCGCCCGUGUCCUCAACUCCAACUAUGCUUACUUGCUAGAGAGCACCAUGAACGAGUACUACCGCCAGAGGAACUGCAACCUGACUCAGAUUGGAGGGCUGCUGGACACUAAGGGCUAUGGCAUCGGCAUGCCGCUCGGGUCAGUGUACCGUGAUGAGUUCGACCUGGCCAUCCUGAAAAUGCAGGAAGACAAUCGUUUGGAGAUCCUCAAGAGGAAGUGGUGGGAUGGUGGCAAGUGUCCAAAGGAAGAGGACCACCGCGCCAAAGGCCUGGGCAUGGAGAACAUCGGUGGUAUCUUCGUGGUGCUGGUGUGUGGCCUGCUGGUGGCUAUCUUCAUGGCAGUACUGGAGUUUGUGUGGAUGUUAAGACAGACACCCGGAAAUGAGCAGUCAGUGUGUGAGGAGAUGCUGCGGGAGCUCCAUGGGAUCGUCCUGUGUCGAGACAGCCUGCAGGUGAGGCGCAGGCGGGGGGCUUCGGGGCAUCGGCCGCGGCCCUUAUUGCCCCUGGAGGAGCGUCGCGCUCGAGCUGCCGCCGUCAGCCUCAGCAACGGCAAGCUGUGUGCGGGCACCGGACUGCCCGAACCCCUCUCCCACAGACUGGCGCAGGAGGCGGCCCUGGUCGCGAGGGGCUGCAGCCACAUCCGCAUUUGCCCCGAGUGCCGGCGCUUCCAGGGACUGAGGCUGCGUCCUUCGGGGGCCCUCCCUUCUCCCACACACAGCGAGGAGAGCAUAGAGUGGGACAAGACCACAAAUAGCAGUGAACCCGAGUAACGCGCCACGAUCGCAGAAGGACGGACUUUCCCAACAGCCACCUAUCUACUUCACAGGGAUCCGAGUACUUUGAUUCAGCCAUCUGGAGCCUGGUCUCACUGGGCAGGACGGUGCUGUGGACUUUGUUUUGCCCUCGGAGGCAAAUGCCUCUAGUCCGUUUCGUAGUCUCCUUGGGUGAUUCUUUUUUCCUUGGUCGUGGGGGAAACUGAUGAGUCUCGUUUUGGUCUGUCCCUUUUCGCCCUCUGUACUAAGUCAGACAGGGCAGAUAAAAACAGCUAUGGGGGAUUUGUACUAUGCAGUAUUUUCAGUCAUUUAUCAUGUGCUGUUAUCUUUUUUUUCCAGUUUUUAAAUUAUUUUCGCUCUCUGUUGGAAUAUCAUUAUUAAAUAUUGUUAUUCUGUUGUUCUUAGUAAAAAACUUUAAAUGAGUUCCUUUUUUUUAAUCUUACAAUUUGCUGUAGGAUCGUAUAUUGCCUCUGAAGAGCUGCGAAGAUGAAAAGACCGAUGAGAGGUCAUCUCCAAAUCCUUUUAUUUUGAAAGUGCCAAAAACCACAAGUACCAUCUUGCGGCUAAAGAAAGCACCACGGCCUUGAGAAGACAACAAACUGAACUGAACCCAGGAAACAAACAAAGCGAGACAUACAAACACACAGACUUCUUUUAUAGUGAUAUUCCCUUAAAACAUGUUUUAACUGUUGGUUCCCUGAAGGACAGCGAUGCACCUCCAGAAGUGUUCAGAGGUGCUCAUCUGUGAUUAAUAGAUGUGGUUGCUGAGUCGCUGCAACAACGAUUUCCUGUUUUGAAUCCCUGCUUAAAAACAUGAUGGCUACACGCACACACACACACACACACACACACACACACACACACACACACACACACACACAAGGACAUAUAUUACUUCCCUGCUUCCUUUCUCCUACAUCUGUCUUAACAUUUUUGUCACCAUGACACAUUUAUUAUCAUUAAACUGUAUUUUUUAUGGUCUCCUGUGCAGUCUGUAGAGAUUAGAGGUAUAUUCUAGAACAAUCCAUGUUUCAGAAGGACACUAUGUGGCACUAGCUCAUGUAAAGACCAACGAAACACGUGCAGACGCCUUUAAUAUCCACAGUUGAUUUGAAUUCUUUUAAAAUGUUACGGCAGUUGAGCUUUUACUGACUGUGAUGUUUAACACACUGCUUAUUUCCUUUCAGAUCUGCAGAGAAGCUGUCUGACAUUGUCACACUUACCACCAAUUUGCCACUUUAAAUACUUUAAGAGGUUUUUAAUGUAUACUAACAAAGGACAUAACCGAAAUAUUUGAUGUAUAAAUUCAAUUGGGUUGUAUUGAUGGAAAGAGUAGUUGUCUUUAUUUGCCGUAUAACAACCAUUCCUCCAGAAGUGAAACAACAUGAACAAACCACCAGCAAGAAUUAUUAGGUUACUUCCUGCAUAGACUCCACUGGUAUUUAUCCAAGGUGAUAUUGUGUGAUUGUCGGACUGUUGCAUUGUGGGAAUCCGUCAUCCAACUGUCUGUCCUGCAUUUUUCUCAUGUCUGAUUUUUUUUUUUUUUCCAGUGACAGUGCUUUAGAAUUAAGCCUACAGCUUAUUAGUGAAUGUUGAAUUCAGGUGUCCGACCUAUUGCACAUUCCACGUUUAUUUUUAAUAUUUUUUUUGCAUUGGUUGAACAGUUGUGAGAUGUCAAAUCAAAAUAGAUCACAGUACCUACACACAAACUAACACACCAAAAUCUGCCUGACAAAAUAGCAGUCCUCAACCUAUGAAGGAACCAGGGAUACGUCUUGCCUCACUAUGGUUACCAUUUCUCUAAUGGUAGAUAAUGUGAUGAUGAAUGAAGAAAUGACUUGGAUACUUUGGCAGAACUUCCUUCCUCAGAUACAUUAAAAUACAUUUCUUUGCAACGUAAUCAUAAUUCAUGGAAUACAUUUGAUGUUUUUAGUGUGUUUAUGAUAAUCUGGACACAUGAUAAUCAUGGCUCUCAUGCACGUAUGUGACUGAUCACCCCUUGCUGUUGAAUCAGUCAUGUGUUUUUACCAUUUUAGAUGCACACAGAUAUGAGGAGUUCACCCAAACUUCUUAAACAAGGUUUUUCAGGCACCAGCUGCAGUGAUGCAGCUCUUUCGGGACUCUUUCAGAAGCUGCUGAACGUGUCUCGCCGUGUUGAACCAAUCGCUGACAGACUCGACAGGGAACUGCAUCUCAAUUGUAUCAACCAUCAAUUUGCUCAAAAGAGAUGUUUCAGUUAAUUGAUGGUUCUGAGCAACUGGGCAACCAGUCUGACAAAUGAGUGGAAUUGCAAAUUGUGUUUUUCCCCACUUUUUCAAUGUCCGUUUAAUUAACUCCUGGAGAGUGUGUCGCUACUUCAGGUGGCGUUUUGUUUUUCGGUUCUUCAGUUUGUCUCCCACAAGAAUACAUCGGCGUUUGUAACAGCCUUGAAUUUGAGUGAUUUGGCAGAGGAACAAAAUGAGUCACAGUGGCUUUAUGUCAUCGUCUGCUUAAGCACCAAUAGUGCCAAUCCACCCAGUCCUCAAGUAAUGAACCAUUGAUGUCCCACGGAUGGUGUGUAAAUACAGUAUGAUUAAGUUCCAAAGUAAUAGUCCGAAGUGUUGUUUUGUUAAUUGCAGGGUAACAAGUUUAUUGUUUUAAUAGAACAGACCUAACGUGUAUUAUGUUUGUAUGGACAAUUAUGACAUUCAGACACGUAUACAUGUCACAGAUUGUGAGUAAAAAAAGAUCAAAAAUAUCUUCACCUAUAGGCAGUGGUAACUUUCUAUGUUAAAGGCAAAUGGCCCGCCAAAUAGCGAGGACAAAAAAUACCCACAUUUCAUUACAAGUUUUGUAAAAGGUUUCUAUCAAUUUGAAAUUCAUGAGAGUAAGAAGGCUCCCGCUGCAACCGAUGCUAACUUCUUAAACACUGAAAACAUUUACAGCGGCGCCAAAUCAAGCGUGGUUGGAAUGAGAUUGCCAAUUACCUUGAAGGCAAUGAGUCCAGUAAGAGUAAGAAUUAAAACAAAUCCCACUGAAACAGGCAGUGACCUUUGCUGGGAGACCACUAAGAGAGAUGGCUGCUAUAUUUUAUAUACUUUAUUUUCUUAUGUUGACAUUUUUAUCCCAUUAUAAUUAUAAAUACAUAAAAACAACCUCUAUCCUUUGG